Molecule: messenger RNA, 1877 nt
Organism: Tripterygium wilfordii
Lineage: Eukaryota; Viridiplantae; Streptophyta; Magnoliopsida; Celastrales; Celastraceae
Product: two-pore potassium channel 3-like
Exons: 3
Coding region: 503-1657 (384 amino acids)
Biological process (GO): stabilization of membrane potential; potassium ion transmembrane transport
Cellular component (GO): plant-type vacuole membrane
Molecular function (GO): potassium ion leak channel activity
Source: RefSeq, a predicted model, not a curated record
GAUAGAGAUAGAGAUGCUCUAGGCUAAAUUUAUUGACAUGGCGUUUACUAUCCUGGUUCUGUUCAAGGCAAUAUCGGAGUAAUGGGGUGGUGAUCGUCCAAUAGCCGUGAGCAAUGAAAUGAAGAGGCAAGAGAAUAUAUCACAAAGGAUAUCCUUUUUCUCAAACAUAUGCAUGAAUGACGACAUAUCUGUGACUGUGAUCCUUUUUAUCAAAACAUAUAUCAGCAUAUUCUUCCCGAAAAAAAAAAAAAAAAACAAACAUAUAUCAGCAGCAUAUAUAUAUAUAUAUAUGUCAGUUAUGCUUACUUUUUAUCACGUUAAUAAUUACUGACCAUUAGAUGAACCACCAAUCAAAGCCCUACUCCCACUCGAUCUGGAGCACAUUGACUGAUAGAUGGCAUAUGACAUAUUAAGCUAGCUAAUACCCAAUAACUCAAGUGCAGGCAGAUAUUGACUAGUUUCCUUCUUCUUUGGAAACAAUAAUGGUGAGUCGAGAAUCGAGAUGGAUGAACUCUUUCUCUCCAAGAGUACAGGAUUUGAAGCAGAAUCUAGCAGACCAUCACCACGAAGAGAAUUCCCUCCGGGUUACCUUGAUUUCAUCACAAACGAUGCAAUUAUCCCUAUCAUCACAACACCAAAGUCUUCAGCUUCCUUUGUAAACCUUAUAGGCAACUUGAGCAAGAAUAGAAAGGGAACACUCACCCGCAGGUCACACUCAGCUCCAUCAGUAUUCACUGACAUCAAACAAGAGGCCUUUUCGGAUGACUUGGAUCAGAGAGCACCUCCUAAAUCAACUCCUUGGAUUGUACGGCAAGCAUUCGUCGUUGUGAUCUUAUACAUAAUUGCAGGUAUUGUAUUUUACUUGACUAGUGGAAGCUUCAAAGGUACUACCACAUUCAAGCCAGUGGAUGCCGCCUACUUCAGUGUGGUCACACUCUGCACUAUUGGCUACGGAGACAUUGUUCCAGACACAACAUUCACCAAGCUCUUUACUUGUGCUUUUAUCUUGGUGGGUUUCGGAUUCAUUGAUAUCUUGCUUAAUGGGUUGGUCACAUACAUUUGUGAUAGGCAAGAGGCUGUUCUGUUGAGUACUGUCGAUGAGAAUCGAUUCAACACAAUGAUGCAAACAUAUAUGAUCGAUAAAGCAAAAGGAAGGAUGAGGAUUAGAAUGAAAGUGGGUUUAGCAUUGGCAGUUGUCAUUGGCUGCAUUGCUGUAGGUACGGUAAUGGUGCAUUUCCUGGAGGAUUUAAAUUGGGUUGAUAGCUUUUACCUUUCUGUUACUUCUGUGACAACUGUAGGUUAUGGGGAUUAUGCUUUCACAACAUUAACAGGGAGAUGUUUUGCCAUUAUAUGGCUAUUAGUUAGCACUCUGGCUGUGGCCAGGGCCUUUCUAUACUUAGCUGAGCUUAGGAGCGACAGGCGGAAUCGCAGGAUCGCACAAUGGGUUCUUCAGAAGAAAAUGACUCUGGGGGAUUUGGUAGCUGCAGACCUUGAUAAUGAUGGAUGCAUCAGUAAAUCUGAAUUCGUUAUAUUCAAGCUCAGGGAGAUGGGAAAGAUAGCAGAGAAAGAUAUCUUGGAGAUAUGCAAGCAAUUUGAUUCAAUAGACAACAGCAAUCAUGGUAAAAUCACUCUUGCUGAUCUUAUGGGAAGUGCUUGACUUGCAUGAGGCUUCCCGGUGUUGGCUCAGAAAUGACUUCAACUCGAAUUUGUCUAAAACAAAAAUUGAUUCUGCAUUUUCUUCUAAAUAUAGAAGAAGGCAGAUGGACUCUAAUUUUUAUCACUAUUGGAGAGGACAUAUGAUUUCAUUACCAUUGUUUAUUUCACACCCAAAGUCAACAAAUUUGCAUAUAAAGUUGCCAAAGCUUCUCUGGAAAUAU